ACGCUUUGGCUUCGCUGCGUGCGGUCGUUUGCGUUUUUGUCGUGCGACAAGAAAAUUAGAAAAAAAAAAUAAAAAUAUAGAAAAUAUAUAGAAAAAAAACCACAAGUGCUCGCGCUGAAUAACAAAAAUAACGUCAAAAACAAUCCAAAAAAUCAAAUUAUUGAAAUGGCCGCGAAUCCAAACGAAGCCCUUUUCAAUCGCCCCGGCCCCAAUCGUCUGAGGGAAUCGGAAGUCUAUCGCACCACCAAUCCCGAGGAGGCCGUCAAGAUACGCAUGCAUAAGGAGGGCCUCGGUGCCGAGGAGCCCCUCUCCAUACCCGGCCUGCUCAAGCGCACCGUCAACAAUUAUCCCGACUAUCCGGCGCUGCGUACCAAGAACGGCAAAACUGGCUACACAACAGUCACCUACAAGCAAUACGAGCAGAAGGUGCACCAGACGGCGAAGGCAUUCAUCAAACUGGGCCUGCAGGAGCAUUGCUCGGUGGGCGUGCUGGCCUUCAACUGUGCCGAAUGGUUCUAUUCGGCAAUGGGCGCCAUUCAUGCGCGUGGUAUCAUCGCUGGCAUCUAUACGACCAACUCAGCGGAAGCUGUCUUCCAUGUCCUGGAAGAUUCGCGGUCACAGAUUGUCAUCGUGGAUGAUGCAAAGCAAAUGGAGAAGAUACAGUCCAUUCGCGACAGGCUGCCCAAUCUGAAGGCGGCCGUACAAAUCCAGGAGCCCUAUGCACCCAAUCUCAAAAAGGAGGAUGGUUACUAUAGGUGGUCCGAGAUCGAGUCGAUGAAUGUGAGCGAUGUGGAGGAUGAGUACAAGCGUCGCCUCGAACGCAUUGCCAUCAAUGAGUGCUGCUGUUUGGUGUACACCUCCGGAACGGUGGGCAUGCCCAAGGGCGUAAUGCUUUCCCACGAUAACAUUACGUUCGAUUUACGCGGCAUUACCAAGACGCUGGAUAAGGUUGUGAUGGGAUCGGAGAAUAUGGUCUCCUAUCUGCCGUUGUCCCAUGUGGCCGCACAGAUUGUGGACAUUUAUACGGUCAGCUCGAUGGCUGGUUGCAUUUGGUUUGCCGAUAAGGAUGCGCUCAAGGGCACACUUGUGAGGACGCUGCAGGAUGCGCAGCCAACACGUUUCAUGGGCGUGCCGCGAGUGUAUGAGAAAUUCCAGGAGCGCAUGGUCGCCGUCGCCAACUCCAGUGGCAGCUUUAAGAAAAUGCUAGCCGGCUGGGCCAAGGGCAUCACACUCAAGCAUUACAUGGAGAGUGAAGGCAAGAGCAGCGGCGGUUUUCGCUACAAGAUUGCCAAAUCGCUCAUUCUGUCCAAGGUGAAGGCAGCCCUCGGCUUCGAUCGUGUGGUCAGUUUGGUGAGCGCCGCUGCGCCCAUGUCGCCGGAGACGAAGAAGUACUUCCUCAGCUUGGAUCUGAAGAUAUUGGAUGGCUUUGGCAUGUCGGAGACAGCCGGCUGUCACACACUUUGCCAGCCGGACUCGACCCUAUUGAAUUCGAUUGGCAAAUCGAUGCCGGGCUGCGAAUCGAAGAUUAUCAAUCAGGAUGAGAAUGGUCAUGGUGAGCUGUGCAUACGCGGUCGUCACGUAUUCAUGGGAUACAUUAACAAUAAGGAGAAGACCGAGGAAUCGCUGGACGAUGAUUGUUGGCUGCACUCCGGCGAUUUGGGCUUCAUUGAUGACAAGGGCUACGUUUGCCUGACGGGCCGCUCCAAGGAGCUCAUCAUCACCGCUGGCGGCGAGAACAUUCCGCCCGUUCACAUUGAGAAUACGAUUAAAAAGGAACUUGAUGGCAUUUCCAAUGCUUUCCUUGUCGGUGAACAGCGCAAAUAUCUAACGGUCCUCAUUUCCAUUAAGACCGAAAUGGACAGAGAUACCGGCGCACCAUUGGAUGAGCUCACACACGAGUCGGCUGCCUGGAUGAAGUCUCUGGGUGUAGAGCACAAAACUCUGUCGGAUAUACUGAAUGCCGGUCCCUGUCCGAAGGUGUGGAAGGCCAUCGAGGAUGCCAUUAAGCGGGCCAACAAACAGUCCAUCUCAAAUGCACAAAAGGUGCAGAAAUUUGCAAUUUUGCCGCAUGACUUCUCCAUUGUCACCGGCGAGCUGGGACCCACCCUGAAGGUCAAGCGCCCUAUCGUUAACAAGAUGUAUGCGGACAUGAUCGAGACCCUAUAUGCCUAGAUAUCAACUUGCCACAUUUGGCUGUGAAACCAAAAAUUUAACAGAGCUAUGGAACUUGAGCUUUAAUAUGAAAUGAAUUUAACGGACUUACAAGCCAUUGAGUGCCAGCUUAAUACCAAUUAUAAAACUACUUAUACUAUAUAUAGCGAAAUUAUUGUUAUCACUUUUCUUCCGACACUCAAUUAAUAUGAGUGCGAUGAUGAUGAUGUUGAUGUUACUGAUGCUGAUGAUGAUGAUGAAGUAGACGACUAUAUUUAGGGCAAUGUGCAGCCCUUAAACCCCAUUGAACUAUAGAUCUAGUAGCGCUUAAGUUUUUAAUUGUAUGUUAAUUUGUUUUAUUUACUGAAUCGCUAAGGAAAUCAUUUUAUCCUAUUGUUUGAAUUACCACAAUAAAUUUGCAUAUAGAUAUUAAAA
Molecule: messenger RNA, 2586 nt
Organism: Drosophila grimshawi
Lineage: Eukaryota; Metazoa; Arthropoda; Insecta; Diptera; Drosophilidae
Gene: bgm
Product: very long-chain-fatty-acid--CoA ligase bubblegum
Exons: 6
Coding region: 166-2172 (668 amino acids)
Cellular component (GO): membrane; endoplasmic reticulum
Molecular function (GO): long-chain fatty acid-CoA ligase activity
Source: RefSeq, a predicted model, not a curated record